AUGGAAAAUAUAUGGCUAGUUCAUUGUAUUAUAGAGGGAAACAUUGAUGUUCGAAGUGUAAAUGUUUAAAUUAUUCUAGAUAUAUAUAAUGGGCAAUCCUGGUAUUUAUAAAGGAAUCUUAUUAAAAGAAUAUUUAGAUAAGAAGUUCGAAAAGAAUAUGUUACAUUAUUAUAAAUUGAUCAAAAAUAAACAAACCUUUUCUGUUGCAAUUAUAAGGUUGUUGAGGAGGAAAAACGAUGAAUUAAUCGGUAAAAGAAUACAUCGAGCUGAAAAAAAAAUAGAUUAAACCUAAUACUAUAAACUAUAAUUGAAAAACUGCUUUACAGAUAAGAAUUGGAAAGGUUUUUAAGAUCUUAUAUAAACAAUGUAUAUGGAAGAUAAUCUAGAACAAUUGACUUCUUUAGAUAUAAGUAAUAAUUUCUUAGGUACUCAAAAUGCAUUUAAUAAUAUGUGUACCUCAAUAUCUUCUGCUAAAGGUUUACUAGUUCUAAAAAUGGCUAAUUAACCAUUAAUUCAUAAUUCGUAUACAAUUGAAUUAUUGAUGGGAAAUAGAUAUGAUAGUUUGAAGCUCAGAGAAUUCGAUAUUUCUGAUAACAAAGAAAUGUUAGAGAAAACUUUCAAAGCACUUUCAGAUAACAUUUUCAAAUCCUGCAAGAUAAUUACGUUUACAAAUAGUCUGCCUUAACAAUUAUCAACAUUAUUUAAAAUGUUCGUUUUGACUGAAGCAUUUGCUGACAAAACUAAAGAAACUAAAUAACUUUAUAGAGAAAGUAAUUUAAUUAAUUCAUUGAAAUAGAAAAACUAUUCAGAAAACAUUAUUUAUAAGUCUUAGAUUUGAGUAGUGUUGAGAAUUAUAAUCGCCAUGAUUUAGUUGAGAAGUUGCUAAUCAAUACAGUAUUCACAGAGUUUACGAAUAUUAGAACAUUACGUAUUUUAUUAUUUAUUAUAUCAGAUGUUCAAAACUUUGAUGUUGGAAGAUGCCAAGCAUAUAUUAAAGCCAAAAAGAAAUUUGUAACUUACAUGGAAAAGAAGAAAUUAGAUGAUCCAUACUUUAAAAAUUAUAAGCUUCCUUUAAAACAUAUAGUCUAUCCCAAGUAAACUUAUAGAAUGGAAAUUUAAACAAAAAAAGAAUUCUUUUUAGAAUAUCUUUUUACAGAAAUCGGUAGCAUUAUUGAAAUUGAAUCAAUCGAAAUUUAAGCAAGUACAUUCAAGUAAUCAAACAGAGCAGAAGGAUUGUAAGAGGCAUGUGCUUUUGUUAUUGAAAAUACAAAUACAAAUCCAAAAACUAGAUAUUCAAUUAAAAAAAUUUCCAUGGAUGAUGGUGAUUAUCAAAUGGAUUUUAAUACUAUCAAAUGUUUUUUAUGUUUACCGUCAGUUUAAUUAGUGGAAUUCACUUAUUUCAAUGAUUGUAUGAUAUUUGAAUGGAGUAGUUGGCAUCAAGAAAUGAUUUAUUAUUGUUCUAAACUAAAUGCUAAUUAAUUUCAUAGUUUGAAAAUUCUUAAAUUUUAUAACCUGUAAGAUAUAACUAUAGAGAUAAAUUAAUUUAUUUAAUUGUUUAUAUUUAAUCCAAAAAUAUAACUAAAAGAACUUUAAUUGAUUUAAAUAAUCACAAGAAAUGAAAGUGAAAACUAUGAAUCCUUAAAAAGGGCAGUUGAAUAAAGUGAAAAAGUCACUCUUGAAACAUUAUUAUUGGGAGAAUUAUAUGAUGGUAAAGGAGAAGACAUGAUAUUUGAAUAAGUGGUCUUCAAUAAUAAAGUUAACCUUAAAAAUUUAUCAGUAAAAAAUCUUUAGAUCUAAUAAUUUAUAAAUAAAUUUGAAAAAUUAGUUUAAGAGAAUCAGAAUGAGAAUCCACUUUAAUAUUUAACUACUCUAGAGAUUGAUAAUAUAAAUAUAUAAACAUAGGAAGAUUGGAAAAAAGUUAUUCAAAUUUUUGUGAUAAAUUAAAGAUUGACACUUUAAAAUUUAAAAAUAAAAAAUAAAGUAUUAAAUUAAUAAUUCUCUGAUGCGCUUAAUCAAUUACUAUAUCCUUUUGAGUAAGAACUAUUAAACAUAAUAAAAUAAAAAAAACUAUCUUCAGGAAUUGUAAGAGACUUAAAUGAAUAAAAUAUGCUUUCCUCAAUAUAAAAUGAAAGAAUAGAAUUACCAUUUGCUUUAAAUUAACUAAGCUUUGAAAAUUGUACAAUCUAAGACGAUGUUUUAAGUGGAUUUUUAGUGAUAUGUGAAUUAAAAGAUCUCUCAAUUAUCAAUUGUAAGGAAUUUUAAGUUGGAAUCAAAAGAAGUAUGGAAUUAAUCAAGCGUUUAUAAUUGGAUGAAUAUUAUUCAUACAAAAUAAAGUCGUUUUCAUGUGAAAAUACUGUUAUUUAAGAUGUUGAAACCUUUUAAUCUUUAAUUAAAGAUAUUGUCUUAAACUCAAAUAGAUAAUUAUUAGAAAUUCUCAAUUUAGAUAAUUGUUCUUUGAAUGAUGAUAUGAUGCUAGUAUUAUCUAAAUAGCUUAUGGCAAUUAAAGAAGAACAGAAAAAAUAUAAUCGAGUCUUUCUACUUAGAGAUCUAAAUUUAAGUAAUAAUAAUUAAAUGUCAGUAAAUUCAUGGCAAUAACUUUGGGAUGUAUUAUUGAAUGAAAGUAAGUUAGAAAAAAAGGUAGAUGUACCUUAAGAAUAAUCUAUAAUAAUAGCUAAUCCAUCAGUAUUACUUAGAACUUUUGAAAAAGAGAAAGAUACGAUUAUUAAUGAGACCUAAAAGCUUAUUGAAUCAUCAUUGUUAUGUUUAAAAUAAAAAACACUUUAUAAUUAUCAGAAAUUCACUCCUUAAUUUCCUAAAUAAAUAACAAGUUUAAUUAUUAAAAUGGAAUUCAAAAACCUUAAUGAUAAUGAGUUAAAAUUUUAAUAUUAUAGACUGAUAGUUGGUUAUAUCUGAAAGUUAGUUAAAAAAUUUGGAAUUAGAAUCCUUGAAUAUGAUUGCUUUUAUUAAGGCCUGUUUGGAAGCUUAUGAAUAUUCUAAAUUCUACUUAGAAUCAGCAUUAAAAUAAUCUAAACAAGAUCACAAAAGUUAAAUAAAAUCAAUUAAGAUCAAAUCCCUAACGGCUAAUGAUGAGGAAAGCACUGAAAAAUUUAUUUAAAUAUUUCUUUGUUCUAAACAUAUAGAAUUAAAUGUGUUAAAUAUUUUUGGAUGUACUUAACCGAUUUUACAUCUAAUUUUAAAGAAUAUUGAUAGAAAAGAGGAUUACAAAUUAGAGGAAUUAUCUCUUCCACAUCUAGAAGAGACCCUAGAUUUAGAGGAUACAAUAAAUUAUUGUUAAUGGAUAGUGUUUGGAGAGAAAAUGCCAAUUAAAAAACUUACCUGUUGUCCAAAUUUAUCUGAAAUAAAUUAAGAGAAAUUUGAUCAAUUCUCGUUAUCAAAAAUCAAAGUAGAAUCUAUUAGUUUGAAAUAAAAAUAAGAUAACUCAAGUAGUGUUAUAUAAUAUAGUAUGAUUCUAUUUAAAUUAUUUUUAAAUGGAUUGCAAGAAAUAACAAUAGAUAAAACAGAUGCUACUUCAAUUAUUGUAAAUACUUUUAAUAAAAUCAAUGAUUUUGAUAAUUUGAUGUUAAAGAAAUUAACAUUUAAAGGGGAUCUUAAGAUUAAUAAAAACUUAUUUGAAAAACUGUCGAAAUUAUUUGAGAAGUUAGAACUUUUCUAAGUUUAAAAAUUAUUAUUAGAAAAUGAAUUUGAAAUUUAUGAUAUUUGCUCAUUAAUGGAUAUAAAUUAAUCUAAAAAUCUUAAAAUCAUUAUCAAAUAAGUAACAUGCAAUAACCCAAAUGAAUUUUACAAGAAAUUCCUAUUCAACCCAAAUGUUGGUAUAACAGAAGUGAUCUUAAAAGAUCCCUCAUUAUUGGAAAAUAAAUUUGAUAUAUAUGACUUAGGGUAAAAAAUAAGAUACUUGAAUUUACAAAUGGGUCUAUUGUACAAUUCACACAAUUAAUUAAAUGUUAAUGCUUUAUAAAUUAUCAGUAAAAUGCUUAUUUAUAAUGAAUCAAGUAAUUUAGAAGAAUUAGUAUUGCAUUAAUGUCAUUUCAAAAUAGAAGGAAUACAAGCUCUAUGUAAAUAUUCCAGCACCUUAAGAGAGAAGAUUAAAAAUGAAGGAAGAGAUUAAACAGCUUAAUUAAAAUUAAAAAAGGCUACACUUUAUUAUUCACUUUAUAUUGGAGAUGAUGGUGUUUAAAUAUAUUGUAAUGAUCUAUUAUAUUUCGAAUACAUUAGUAUUGAGAGAUUUGAAGUUUAAGUAACAAAUUGGAAUGAUGUAAUGACUAAUAGUUUAUGUUUAGCAGCUCAAAAUUGGUUGUAAUACUAAAAAUAGCAUUAAAGAUAAUAUAGAACAAAAUACCCAAUAAAAUAUUUAGAUAUAGGAAGAAAUGAAUUUGUUGAAGAACAAGAAACGUGGUCUAAUUUUUUAAAGACAUUUGUGUUUACUGAUAACACUCCUGAUUUAGAAACAUUGAACAUACAUUUUAUGGGCUUAAAUGAUUUAAAAAAAAGAUAUAUAAUAGAAGAGUCUCUUUAAUUCUUUUCAAAAAAACCUUCAAAUUAUAAAUUUAAUGUUAAAAAGAUUAAUUUUUCUCAGAAUAAUUCAUUAACUCAUUUAGGAUGGUAAAAUUUAUUUAAAAACUUAAUUAAACAUGAUUAGUACUAUGUUAGAUAGUCAAAUUAAAUUAGAUUACAUAGCUUAAGUAAUAAAAGAUAGAGCACUUGCUUCCCCUAACAAAAAGGUACCACUACAUACUUUCUUAUGUUACAAUGUUAGUCUUAAGGAUUAUGUUUCUGGCUUUUUAUCUGAAUAACCUCCAAAUUACUAAGUUCCUUAUGAUAUACUGUGGAGAUAGAAUAUGAUGAUAGUCUAAAUUUUGGAUAUUUUGAUGGAGUCCCAGAAUCUUCUGGUGAAUUUUAUAAAUGUUUUAAAGGAUUCUCAAUUUGAGGUAGAAUAUUGUUUAUCGCAAAGAAUGGAAACUCACAAGAUCAAAAUUUUCACCUUAUCAUUUAAAUAUGUGUGA
Molecule: messenger RNA, 5021 nt
Organism: Paramecium sonneborni
Lineage: Eukaryota; Ciliophora; Oligohymenophorea; Peniculida; Parameciidae
Source: the annotation of a GenBank genome assembly